AUGGAAUAUAAUAUGGUAGCAAAUAUAUUAAUCUUUUUUACCAUCAUCUCCUCCUUGGCGGCCAACUCAGGUUCAGUAGCAGAAAUUAAACGAACAGUUCUGAAUAGGUUCAGUGUAUGUCCUCCAUUUGGAAAAAAGGCUAAAUUUGAGGUAGAAACUAUACAUACUAAGUCACUGAUGUACGGAUGCGCCUAUAUGGGAAACGAAAAUCUACUUAGCAUUGCUCCAAUGUUCCAUUUGUGGUUGGAGCGUCCCGAGCAAUCAUUUGGACACGGACAUUGCGACAACAUGCAGAAUAUGGAGCACUUCAUGUUUGAGUGUUUGUCAGAACAUGACAGGCCGACCAAUAAAGACGAAUCUGAAAUGAACUGGCAAUAUAUAUCACUACUGGAACAUAAUGCAGAGUCAAUGCAAUUCAAAACCAAAACACGAACCUACAGAUGUGCCUUGUACGAUGUGUACGACGAAGACGAUAGGAAGAUUAGAAGAAUCCGGAUGGUGAUUAGCAAGCCGGUAAAAGGAGAAAAAUUUGAUGUAAGCCAGUGCAAUGGACUAUCGGAUAUUUUGGCACGGGAUUUACUGCCAAUCAUCCCCGAGGGACAUCGAUAUUGGCCGGACGGGUCAUUGUACAUCUAUUUGUUAGGAAGAAAGGCAAAAAUAUUCUACCCUAAUACAAAAAAGCCGGAAUUUCCUGUUAUUAAUCGUCAAACUACUGCCACCAGUUUUCCAUCAACAACUACUACCAUCAGACGCCCCACUAUAACUACAACUACUACAACUUAUGUUCCAUUACCUCGUGUAGAUUCUAAAGACCGUAUCUAUUUAUUUUCCAAUAUUUAUCCAUGA
This is a messenger RNA of Macrosiphum euphorbiae (potato aphid), 846 nucleotides long. The record is from the annotation of a GenBank genome assembly. NCBI's taxonomy places the organism in Eukaryota, Metazoa, Arthropoda, Insecta, Hemiptera, Aphididae.